This is a messenger RNA of Thecamonas trahens ATCC 50062, 819 nucleotides long. RefSeq lists its product as uncharacterized. The transcript is spliced from 2 exons. The record is from RefSeq and is a predicted model, not a curated record. The coding region runs from base 1 to 819 and encodes 272 amino acids. NCBI's taxonomy places the organism in Eukaryota, Apusomonadida, Apusomonadidae.
AUGGAGAUUUCGGUCGAUGCAGAGGCCAUUCCGUCAGUGGAGGCUACGGGCGGAGCGGUGGCGGUGGCGGUGGUCGGCUGGACAGCAGGCCUCCUGGUGGUGCGACGGGCGGUGGCGGCGGGGCGCCUGGGCGGGGCGGGACUGGCGGGGAAGCGGGCGUGGGAUCUGGCCUUUGAUCACCUCAACCACAUCCAUGCUUGUCUCACCACAGGCCUGGCGGUGGCCAUCAUGGCCAUCGAUGCGCGCAUCCUCGCCAUGGCGCCCAUCGUCGACACAUGGAGCCGUCCGCUCCACUGGACCACCUGCGGCACCGUCGGCUACCUCGUUGUCGACGUCAUCAUGCAGCCGCUCAUCAUGCGUGCAGAGACCGCCAACUGGGACUACUUUGCCUUUCACGCCUCCAUUCUCGUCGGUUUUGCUUCGUGUCUCGCUACUCAUCGCGGUGGUGUCGUCGUCGCGUGGGGCCUCUUUUCCGAGAUCGACUCGGUUGUCAAGGGCUGGCAGCUCCAGCUCCACCAUCACUUGCGAACAAGCCGACCUGAGCAGCGCAUCCGCUGGGCGCCCUGGCACAAACGCCUUGCCCUCUUUCAAGUCAUUCUCUUCUUCUUCUCGCGCGUCUUUUUCACGCUGCUCUCCUCCGAUCCGCUGCUCGCUCUCCAGGCUCUGUUGGUUGUCUCGGGCCUCGUCACAAACAGCACCUGGUUCUGGAGCGACGUCGACGAGCUGCACCGCGUCCACCACAUCUCGACCACCAAAAUCUGGGCUAUCAUCGCCGCUGCCGGCAUCCCGCUCGCGGUGGUAGUUCACUUGCUCAGGUAG